This is a messenger RNA of Coregonus clupeaformis (lake whitefish), 810 nucleotides long. Its product is annotated as 39S ribosomal protein L32, mitochondrial-like. The transcript has 3 exons. Gene Ontology annotation, molecular function: structural constituent of ribosome. The record is from RefSeq and is a predicted model, not a curated record. Bases 81 to 608 code for a protein of 175 amino acids. Lineage: Eukaryota; Metazoa; Chordata; Actinopteri; Salmoniformes; Salmonidae. Gene Ontology annotation, cellular component: mitochondrial large ribosomal subunit. Gene Ontology annotation, biological process: translation.
CAAUGACGUUUGUGAUUCAAUGACCGUGAGCUGUGUGACAUGAGUGUAAAGACAGCUUGCAAACCAAAAAAAUUACCGGUAUGAAUUUGUCUGGUUUAGUGUGUUGUUUGAGACGUUCGUUGUUACAGCUGGAAUGCAGAAUUAUACAGGCUACAGGACUUGACAGACAGUUUGCCCCAGCUCUAGCUGUCCAUGGCCCCAGCAUCCUCCCGCAGCCCCACGAUGAGCAAGAUGCGACCACGAAGCCCAGCUUCCUGGACAAUGUGUUCUGGAUGGCAGCACCCAAGAAGAGACGGACAAUAGAAAUCAACAGGACUAGAAGACGAGACCCAAGCUUUAUGCUCAAAGUUAAGACCAACAUUGAGCCGUGCGUGGAGUGUGGCCACCUGAAGCAGAAGCACAUCCUGUGUGGGUUCUGUUAUGAGAAGAUCAGGAAGGAGACAGCGCUGAUCCGAGGUCAGAUUAAAGCCCUGGAGGGCAGGCCUCUCAACACAGCAGUGCAGGAGACCCUGGUCCUGUAUGACAGUGAGAGUCCAGGGGAGUCCGACAAAGACAAGAGGAUAGUGGAGAGAAGCAGAAAACGACCCUCCUGGUUCCGUACCUAUUGAGGAUAGCAUUUAGUCACACCAGUAAUUAGUAUCGUUUAAUUUUUUAUAUCAACACGUGACAGAACCUUCAAAUGUGGUUUAUUUUCUGUCUUGUUAUUGGAACAUGGCACAAUGUAACAUAUUGUACACCGCUACACUUUAUAAGGAGCAUGCUAUACUUCUGUUGUUAAUGAGAAUAAAUCUUUAUUUGGGAAAAAAUAUA